Messenger RNA from Anolis sagrei ordinatus, 11262 nucleotides. It is a transcript of the gene LAMA2, whose product is annotated as laminin subunit alpha 2. Gene Ontology annotation, cellular component: basement membrane. Gene Ontology annotation, molecular function: signaling receptor binding; extracellular matrix structural constituent. NCBI's taxonomy places the organism in Eukaryota, Metazoa, Chordata, Lepidosauria, Squamata, Anolidae. The record is from RefSeq and is a predicted model, not a curated record. Gene Ontology annotation, biological process: regulation of cell adhesion; tissue development; cell adhesion.
GGGGGUGCUUUCCCUGCCUCCUCCUCCUCCUCUUCCUCUCUUCAGGAGAAGCGGCUCUGCUCUGCUCCUCACUUGGCCAGCCGCGAUGGCGAGGUGGCUUCCCCUCGCCUUGGUCCUGCUUCCCGCCUUGUGGAGCCCGUGCUUCUCCCAAGCGUCGGCGGCUCAGCAGAAGCAGCCCCAGGCAGCGCCUCAGCAACGAGGUUUGUUUCCAGCAGUGCUGAACUUGGCUUCUAAUGCCCUCAUCACCACAAAUGCUACAUGUGGUACAAAAGGUCCUGAAAUGUACUGCAAGUUAGUGGAACAUGUACCUGGCCAACCAGUGAGAAACCCUCAAUGUCGGAUCUGUGACCAGCAUAGCAGAUUUCCAAACUUGCGACACCCAAUAACAAAUGCAAUUGAUGGCAAGAAUACUUGGUGGCAAAGCCCCAGCAUUCAGAAUGGGAUGGAAUAUCAUUAUGUGACCAUCACGCUAGACCUGCGGCAGGUCUUCCAGAUUGCUUAUGUUAUUGUAAAAUCAGCUAAUGCACCACGGCCUGGCAACUGGAUUUUGGAGCGUUCACUAAAUGGUGUUGACUACCAGCCCUGGCAGUACCAUGCUAUCACAGACACCGAAUGUCUGACUCGCUACAACAUUCCUCCCCGCACCGGACCGCCAUCGUAUGCAAAAGAUGAUGAAGUUAUAUGCACUUCUUAUUACUCUAGGAUUCAUCCACUGGAAAAUGGAGAGAUUCAUACAUCUUUGAUCAAUGGACGACCAAGUGCAGAUGACCCUUCACCAGCCCUUUUAGAGUUCACUUCAGCUCGCUACAUCCGCCUGAGAUUUCAGAGGAUACGGACAUUGAAUGCUGAUUUGAUGAUGCUUAUGCACAAAGAUCCCAAUGAAAUUGAUCCAAUUGUUACAAGGAGGUAUUACUAUUCUAUAAAAGAUAUCUCUGUGGGAGGAAUGUGCAUCUGCUAUGGCCAUGCAAAGGCCUGUCCACUGAAUCUCGCUACAAAUCGGUCUUCUUGUGAAUGUGAGCAUAACACAUGUGGAGAAAGUUGUGAUCGGUGCUGCCCUGGAUUUAAUCAGAAGCCUUGGCAAGCCGGGACCUUCCUUGUCAAAUAUGAGUGUGAAGCCUGCAAUUGUCAUGGGAAAGCGGAAGAGUGUUUCUAUAAUCAGACUGUGGCAGACAAAAAGCAGAGUUUGAAUAUCCAAGGGGAAUAUGUCGGGGGUGGAGUGUGCAUUAACUGCACACAGAACACUGCUGGCAUCAACUGUGAAACCUGCAUUGAUGGGUAUUUCAGACAAAAAGGGGUGUUACCAGGUGAUCGCAACCCAUGCCGUCCAUGUAAUUGUUAUUCCAUUGGCUCUUUAGAUGGCACUUGUGUCAAAGAUGAAAAACAUGCUUCAGGAGACCUACUCCCUGGAUUUUGUCACUGUAAGCCUGGCUUUGGAGGGGAGAGGUGCAAUCGAUGUGCCUUGGGAUACAAAGGCUUCCCUCACUGUGCGCCCUGCAACUGCUCCCUCAAAGGCAGCUUAAACGAUGACCCUUGCCAAGGGCCCUGCAGGUGCAAGGAAAAUGUUGAAGGAGAGAACUGCAGCCGCUGUAAACCUGGUUUCUUUAACUUGCAACAAGACAACCCCAAAGGCUGUGAGGAAUGUUUCUGCUCUGGUAUAACAAAUGACUGUGUGAGCUCCCACUGGACCUACAGCAAUGUUCUAGAAAUGAAUGGCUGGUACCUCACAGAUUUACCUGCUGCUGCUAGAGUUGCUCCUCAACAAGACAAAUUGGAUGGAGCAGAACAGCUUAGUAUCAACAACAUUGCUGCAAGGACUUUUCUACCACAGAUUUAUUAUUGGAGUGCACCUCGUCCUUAUUUGGGCAACAAAAUAACAGCUGCUGGAGGACAUCUGAAAUUUACAGUUUCAUAUGACCUCAUUGGGGAAGAAGAUGCUGCCGAAGCAAUGCUUCAAUCUGAUGUCAUCAUAGAGGGAAGUGGUUUAAGAAUCAGCACAUCACAGGAGGGUAUUCAUUUGAACCCAUUUGAACAGCAUACUGAAGAAGUGUUGCUGAAACACGACUUAUUCAUGCUGCAUGACACUAACUCUCCAGUCAGCAAAAGGAAAUUCAUGACUGUGUUGGCAAAUAUAAAACGUCUUCUUAUAAGAGCCACAUACAGCUAUGGGAUGAAUGCCAUCUACAGGUUGAGUGAUGUCAGUUUGGAAGUUGCUGAUCGCUUGUCAACAAGACAAAAAUAUGCACCUGCUGUUGAAAUUUGCCAGUGUCCUCCAGGAUAUUCUGGUACCUCCUGUGAAAAGAAAGAACAAGCUAAUGUCUCCUUUAGUCUUACAUCUGCCUAUUUGGUUAAGUCUUGCCAAUCAAGGCACAGGCGAGUUAAUGGCACUAUUGUUGGUGGAAUCUGUAGGCCAUGCACAUGCUUUGGUCAUGCGGAGUCAUGCGAUGAUAUCACCGGAGAAUGCCUGGACUGUAAGCACAACACAGGUGGCCUAUAUUGUGAUAAAUGUCUUCCUGGUUUCUAUGGAGAUGCUACUAAAGGAAAACCUGAUGACUGCCAGCUGUGUACUUGCCCACUGAGUAUACCUUCAAACAAUUUUAGCCCUACUUGUCAUUUGGACCGAAGUCGUGGAUUAAUAUGUGAUGAGUGCCCCCCUGGUUAUGUCGGCUCACGCUGUGAAAGGUGUGCAGAAGGCUAUUUCGGACAACCUUUAAUACCGGGGGGAUCAUGCCAGCCUUGCCGAUGUAAUGACAACCUUGACUUCUCCAUUCCUGGCAGCUGUGACAGCUUGUCUGGAGCUUGUCUGAUAUGUAAGCCAGGUACAACAGGCCAGUACUGUGAAAAGUGUGCUGAUGGGUAUUUCGGAGAUGCUCUUGAUGUGAAGAACUGUCAACCUUGCAGUUGCAAUGUUAAUGGCUCAUUUUCACUGACCUGUAACUCUAAGACUGGACAGUGUGACUGCAAACCCAAUGUCGUGGGACGCUUAUGUGAUAAAUGUAAGCCCAAUUACUUUUGGGCACCUGACAAGCUGUUCUGCAUACCAUGUGGCUGUAGUACACAAGGAUCCAUGUCACUGAACUGUGAUAUGUCAGGGAGAUGUACCUGCAAAUCAGGAUUUGCAGGUAAACGGUGUGAUCUGAGCAAACAGAUGUAUAUCCGGAAGGAGAACCCCUCAGCGGCUCAACAAAUCAGAGCUUCUCCACAGAGAUGGGGUUUCCCCAGUACCAGUGGGUGCCCAAGAGGUGCUUUCAAACCGGCUUCCUUGCCUGGAACCUUCGGUGUGCAGUCUUCCAGAGGCUGUGUUCCCUGCAACUGUAAUUCAUUUGGAUCAAAAUCCUUUGACUGUGAUGAAACUGGACAAUGCCAUUGUCAACCAGGUGUUGGAGGGAAGAAGUGUGACCGCUGCGCUCAUGGAUUUUAUGGCUUUGAAGAAGGAGGAUGCACUCCCUGUGAGUGUUCCCAUCUUGGUAAUAAUUGUGACCCAUUUACUGGCCGUUGUAUCUGCCCUACCAACACUGUAGGACAACGGUGUGAAAAAUGUGCACCAAAUCACUGGGGCCAUGAUAUUAUCAGUGGGUGCAAGGCCUGUGAAUGCAGUGCAGCUGGAUCCCUCAGUUUCCAGUGUAACCCUGAUACUGGUUGCUGUUUCUGCCGUCCAGAAUUUUCAGGGGAUAAAUGUACUGAAUGCAGGCUGGGAUAUCGAAACUAUCCACAAUGCAUGGCCUGCGAAUGCAUAGUAGCAGGGACUGAGCCACAUACUUGUAAUUCAGAGAUGGAGAAAUGUUCAUGUUCAGAUCAUUCUGGACAGUGCACUUGCAAGAUGAAUGUGGAAGGUGUCUACUGUGACAGAUGCAAACCUGGCAGGUUUGGACUCUCUGCCAGGAACCCACUUGGCUGCAGCAGCUGCUACUGCUUUGGCCUGACAUCGCAGUGCAGUGAGGCAAAGGGCCUGGUCCGCAUGUGGUUGACUCUGAAACCAGAUCAGGUCAUCCUUCCUCUGGUUGAUGAAAAUGUCCAACACCAAACUGUCCAUGGCAUUAUAUACCAGUACCCAGAGACAAUUGCAAAUAUUGACUUGGUGAAGCAAGAGUUACAUUCAGAACCAUUUUAUUGGAGACUUCCUGAACAGUUUGAAGGACGGAAGCUGACAGCUUAUGGAGGAAAACUGAAAUAUGCUAUCUUCUUUGAAGCAAGAGAAGAAACUGGCUUUGCGACCUAUAACCCCCAGGUCAUCAUCAGGGGUGGGCCUCCUGCACAAACGCGAAUUAUUGUCAGGCAUGUAGCUGCUCCUCUGAAUGGUCAAUUGACAAGGCAUGAGAUAGAAAUGACAGAGCAUGAGUGGAAGUACCAUGGGGAUGGUCCAAGGGUCAGUAGAACGGUGACCCAUGAAGACUUCAUGGAUGUCCUCUACAGCAUUCAUUACAUACUUAUUAAGGCUACUCAUGGCAGCUUCAUGAGGCAAACAAGAAUUUCUGAGAUUUCUAUGGAAGUUGCACAGGAAGGAAGUGUAUCAGGAAGGACUCCUCGUGCCCAAUUGAUUGAGAAAUGUGACUGCCCUUUGGGUUAUUUAGGUUUGUCAUGUGAGACAUGUGCUCCUGGAUUUUAUAGACUUCCCUCCACAUCUGCUGGCAGAAAAGCAGGGCCAGCUUUAGGUUCCUGUGUACCAUGUCAAUGUCAUGGGCAUGGUGAGAUGUGUGAUCCUGAAACCUCCAUUUGCCAGAACUGUCGUCACAACACUAGUGGUGACCAUUGUGAAAGGUGUGCCCUCGGGUUCUAUGGGAUUGUUAGAGGAUCUCCAAAUGACUGCCAACCUUGUGCAUGCCCUCUGACUGUGUCAAGCAACAAUUUUAGUCCCUCCUGUGUCAUCGAAGGGGUUGGUGAUUAUCGGUGUACCGCUUGCCCACCUGGAUAUGAGGGACAGUACUGUGAAAGAUGUUCUUCUGGAUACACUGGGAACCCAAGAAUUCCUGGUGGAUCAUGCCAAGAAUGUGAGUGUCAUCCAUAUGGUUCGCUGCCUGUUCCUUGUGAUCCUGUCACUGGACAAUGCACAUGCAAACCUGGAUCUACUGGACUGAAGUGUGCAGGAUGUGAACCCCGGCAUGCUCGUGAAGGCAUAGCAUGCGUUUUUUGUGAUGAUGAGUGCACUGGAGUCCUUCUUCGGGACUUGGAUAAACUAAACCAGAUGGUUCUGAGUGUCAAUCUGAGUGGCCCGCUUCAUCCACCAUAUAAAAUGCUUUAUUCUUUUGAAAAUACAACCCAAGAAUUAAAGCAUUUACUGUCACCUCAGCAAGCACCAGAGAGACGGCUUCGGUUAGCACAGAAGAAUUUGGAUACUCUUGUGACAGAAAUGGAUGAGCUUUUGACAAGGGCGACCAAGGUGACAGCAGAUGGAGAGCAAACCAGACAGGAUGCUGAGACAACUAAUGAGAGAGCGAAGCUGCUUGGACAGUUCAUCAAGGGCACCCUCCAGGCUGCAGAAGGUGCAAAUGAGACUGCUUUAAAACUCAAUGAGACACUUGGAGUCCCAGAUAAAACCAUUGACAAAAGCCUUCAAGAAAUACAAAGAGAUGUUGACAAAAUGAUGGCAGAACUCAGGAAGAGAACCCUGGAUACACAAGAGGAGGCUGCCCAAAAUGAAUUGGAAGCAGCAGGAGCUCUAUUGAAACGGGUGAAUAAGUUGUUUGCAGAUCCCAGGAAGAAAACAGAAGAGCUCAAGGAUGAAGUCAGAGACAAACUGUCAGACUAUCAAGAUAAAGUUGAUGAUGCUCAGGACCUACUGAGAGAAGCAACCAGUAAAAUUCUGGAGGCAGAUAGGUUAUCUGCAAUAAAUCAAAGAAAUAUGACCAUGGUAGAGAAAAAGAAGCAAAUUGUAGAAGAUGGACAACAAGAAGCUGAAAAUACUCUAAAGGAAGGAAAUGACAUCCUUAAUGAAGCUAAUGACCUUGCAAAUGGAAUCAAUUUAGCUGUGGAGUAUAUAGAUGAUGUCCGGAACAAGAUAAGUCCAUUGUCCGAUCAGCUGAAGGAUAAAAUUGAUGAUUUGUCUCAAGACCUCAAAGACCGAAAACUUCCCGAACAAGUACUGCAAGCAGAGUCCCAUGCUGCCCAGCUGAACGAUUCAUCUAAUAUACUGGAUGGAAUUCUCGAUGAAGCAAAAAACCUCUCCUUCAAUGCCACAGUGGCUUUUAAAGCCUACAGCAAUAUCAAGGACUAUGUUGAUGAAGCUGAUGGGAUUUCCAAAGAUGCUAAAGCUCGUGCCAAUGAAGCCAUACGACUGGCAUCUGGUCCAGAAGGAUCAUUAAAAGAUGGUGCCAAGAAUGCUCUACAAAAAAGCUUUCGAGUUCUUAAUGAUGCCAACAGGCAGGCAAAUGAUGUUAAAGAAAAUGGAGAUAACCUAAAGGGAAUGCAGAAUAGGUUGCAAGAUGCAGAGGAAAAAAAUUCUGAUCUCCUGAGAGCAUUGAAUGAUACACUGGGAAAACUGUCAGCAAUUCCUAAUGAUACAGCUGCCAAGGUACAAGCAGUCAAGGAGAAAGCUAGGCAAGCUAAUGAUACAGCAAAUGAUGUACUGGCUAGAAUCAGAGAUCUCAACAAGAAUCUCCUAGGCUUAAAAGACAACUACCAGAAACUUGCUGAUGAUGCAGCCAAAACAAAUGCUGUAGUGAAAGAUCCCGCCAAAAACAUUGCUGAUGCAGAUGACACAGUAAGAAACCUGGAAAAAGAGGCAGAUCGGCUGAUGGAUAAGCUCAAACCAAUCAAACAACUUCAAGACAACCUGGGGAAAAACAUCUCUCACAUUAAGGACCUAAUAAAUCAAGCCAGGAAGCAAGCCAAUUCUAUUAAAGUAUCUGUGGCUUCUGGAGGCAACUGCAUUCGCACAUACAGACCAGAAAUAAAGAAGGGAAGCUACAACACUGUCAUUCUCAAUGUAAAGACGACAACGCCUGACAAUCUGCUUUUUUAUCUUGGAAGUAACAGAUUUACUGACUUUCUGGCCAUAGAAAUGCGUAAAGGCAAAGUGGAUUUCCUAUGGGAUGUUGGGUCUGGAGUUGGACGAGUUGAAUAUCCAGAUCUAACCAUUAAUGAUGGGUUUUGGUACCGAAUUGAAGCAUCAAGAACUGGAAGAAAUGGCACAAUUUCUGUACAGGCAUUGGAGGGACCUAAGGCUACCAUUGUCCCAAGUAUAUUCAAUGCAAUUUCCCCACCUGGUUAUACAAUUUUGGAUGUAGAUGCAAAUGCCAUGCUGUUUGUGGGUGGUCUAACAGGCAAGAUAAAGAAAUCUGAAGCUGUAAGAGUUACUACUUUCACUGGCUGCAUGGGCGAAACUUAUUUAGACAGCAAACCAAUAGGCUUGUGGAAUUUCAGAGACAUUGAAGGAGAGUGUAAAGGCUGUGCCGUCAGUCCCCAAGUGGCUGAUGGUGAGGGCACAGUUCAGUUUGAUGGAGAAGGUUAUGCUAUGGUGAGCCGCCCAAUAAGAUGGAAUCCAAAUAUCUCCAUGGUUAUGUUCAAGUUCAAGACAUUUUCUUCCACUGCUCUUCUAAUGUACCUUGCUACACUUGACUUGAAAGAUUUCAUGAGCAUUGAACUCAGUGAUGGGCAUAUUAAAGUGAGCUAUGAUCUUGGUUCAGGAACAGCUUCUGUUGUCAGCAACCAAAACCACAAUGAUGGAAAAUGGAAAUCAUUCACCUUGUCAAGAAUUCUGAAACAAGCUAAUAUAUCAAUUGUAGACAUAGACUCCAAUCAAGAAGAGAUCAUAUCAACUGUUUCUACAGGAAAGCACUUUGGCCUUAACUUGAAAGCUGAUGAGCCUAUCUAUUUUGGGGGACUGCCAAGCUUAAGAGGAAACCUAAGACCUGAAGUAAACACAAGAAAGUAUGCAGGCUGCCUCAAGGAUAUUGAAAUUUCUAGGACACCAUAUAAUCUUCUAAGCAGUCCUGACUAUGUUGGCAUUACCAAGGGUUGUGCAUUAGAGAAUAUCUACACAGUCAACUUCCCAAAACCAGGUUUUGUGGAGCUUCCGCCUGUUUCCCUCGACGUAGGAACAGAAAUCCACUUGUCCUUCAGCACUAAAAAUGAAUCGGGUAUCAUUCUCUUUGGCACUAAUGGGAUUCCUGCAACUCCAAGGAGGAAACGCAGACAGACUGGGCAGGCCUAUUAUGCAGUUUUCUUGAAUGGAGGUCGACUAGAAGUGCAUGUCUCCAAUGGAGUACGAGACCCACGCAGGAUCACUAUCAAGCCUGAAUUUGGCGAGUUUCAUGAUGGCAAAGAACACUCCAUCUGGAUAGAGAGGCUUGCAGGGAUGUUUGCCAUACAAGUAGAUGAGGACAGAAGACAGUCUCAAAGACUUCCAUCAGAUCAACCUAUUUCUGUGAAGAAGCUUUUUGUGGGAGGAACACCACCGGAAUUUCAUACUGCUCCAAUUAGAAACAUACCUGCCUUUGAUGGCUGCAUAUGGAACCUCCUCAUCAAUGCAGUUCCAGUGGAUUUUGCCCAGCCAGUGUCCUUUGAAAAUGCAGACAUUGGCCAGUGCCCUGAUUCAGGCCCACCACGUGAAAAAGAGGAUGAAGAUGAAGUUUCCCGUGCAACAGUCGUAAUCCAUCCUGAACCAGAUACAGAAGAAAAGAAAGCAAGUGCAACUUCUGCUCCUCCACUGCCCUUCCCUCCUUUACCUGAUUUGCUUGCUGCUGAAGUGAAGAGUGCCAGCAUUUCAGCUGACCUUGACACUGUGAUGGAACAUUGUGCUGCGGAUAUGGAGCCAAUUGCCUUGGAAAGGGCAAAACAGUUUGGUCUAUCAAGGAACAGUCAUAUUGCAGUUGCAUUUGAUGACACAAAAGUAAAGAAUACACUCACCAUUGAAUUCGAAUUCAGAACAAAAGCUGAAAAUGGUUUGCUUUUCUAUAUGGCUCGGAUUAAUCAUGCCGAUUUUGCCACCGUUCAGAUAAAGAAUGGUUUUCCAUACUUCAGUUAUGACCUAGGACAUGGGAACACCAGCACAAUGAUCCCCAACAAAAUCAAUGAUGGUCACUGGCACAAGAUAAAAAUAUUCCGAAGCAAGCAAGAAGGUGUCCUGUUAGUUGACGGUGCUACAAACAGGACUACUAGCCCAAAGAAAGCUGAUAUUUUAGAUGUUGUGGGGAUGUUGUAUGUUGGCGGAUUGCCCAUUAACUAUACAACAAAAAGAAUUGGCCCGGUUGUCUACAGCAUCGAUGGUUGCAUGCGAAAUUUCCAAAUGACAGAAUCUCCUGUUGAUCUUGAUAACCCUUCUUCCAGUUAUAAUGUUGGAAAGUGCUUUGUUAAUCCACAAGAAGGAACCUACUUUGCAGGAACAGGUUUUGCCAAAGCAGUUGGAACGUUUAGAGUGGGGUUAGAUCUACACAUAGAAUUUGACUUCCGUACAACUCGGCCAAAUGGUGUUCUGUUGGGGAUCAGCAGCCAGAAAAUGGAUGGGCUUGGCAUCGAGUUGGUGGAUGAAAAUGUGAUGUUCCACGUCGAUAAUGGUGCAGGUCGGUUUUCCGCCAUCUACGAGCCUGCGAUAUCAGGUAGCUUGUGUGAUGGGCAGUGGCACAAGGUUAUAGCACAUAAGGCAAAACACCGCUUAAUGCUGACUGUGGAUGGCCACCACGUGGAAGGUAUCAGCCCCAAUGCAGCUUCCACUUCAGCAGAUACUAGUGAUCCUGUCUUUGUUGGAGGCUAUCCUGAUGGGUUACACCAGUUUGGUCUGACCACUAACAUCCGUUUCAAAGGAUGUAUCAGAUUGCUGAAACUCACCAAGGGGACAUCUAAGCCAUUGGAGAUUAACUUCAGCAAAGCCUUGGAGAUAAAGGGAGUCCAACCUCUUUCAUGCCCAGCAAAUUGACGUGACAUCAUCCAGCUAUGAUAUAGGAAUAGCCACUUGAAAAGAAGCAAAAAAGGAGUGCCUCACAUGUUUCAAGAAUCUGAUAUAUGCCUUCAUCAUUUAAAAAAAAGCAUGUUGCAAAUGUUUUUGACUUCAGCCUAUGAUAUAUUAAAAAUGGUGCUACUUCAGAGUGUGCUUUUAAAAACAAGAAACUCUUUUCUCAUGGAAUGAAUAAAGCAGAAAGAUCCCCCUGUGUGAUUUGUGACCCCUUUCCCCUCAGUGUGAAAGAGUUUCGAGGAGUGGAAUUGUAAUGCAGCAGAUCCCUGUUUCCCAAAGUGUAAAGUAAGUCAUGCUCCCAUUCUGUGAGUGUUUCCAAAUUUCUAGAGGCACUGUGUAUGUGCAUAGCCCUACCCAGCUAUAGAAAAAACCAACUGGGCUAGUGUCAUUGCCCCCUAGGCUUUACUAUUUCAGGGACCUUUUGCCUGUUGUCUUCCAAAUCUGUAGCCACAACAUGGCAUACAAACAAAACUCAAUUUUUAGCUAUUAUAUGAUUUGGGCUGUUAAGAGUAAAAUGGUGAAAAUGGAUGAACAAAUUACUGGAUCUGUGGCUCCUUUGGCUUUCUAUAUGUGUCAUCCUCAUAGUGGAGUCAUUUCAGUAGGUUUUGUAGGAAAGACUAAGACAUUUUACCUGAAUUUGUAGCAUGACUUCCAAGAGGAGCCAAAGAUCUGGUCUCAUAUGUAUUCCAGGUUUAUUUGUGAACAAAAAAGGGGGAGUAAAUUUAAAGAACAUUGAGUAUACUAUUUUUACUUCAUGUGUUUGACAACAAGAAAUGCAGGCACUUCUCGGGAAGCAUCAGGUAGUCAUUACUUUUCCCAACAGUGAAUACUCUACCUGAAUGUAGAACUUGUGUGUAUGUGUGUGUGUGAGUGUCUGGAGGGAGGAAGGAUGUGCAGAUUUUUCCCUUUGGGUGCUAUUCAGGGAAAAUAGAGUACACAAGGCAAUUCCACGUCUGUAUCACAAACUUCAGCAUAAUAUCUCAAGCUGCUAUAAGUUCAGUCUGGAGAUACACACCCAUCUUUGCACGUGGAGACCCAAUAUGCUGCAAUUCAAGAACCCCCAAACAAACAUACAAAAAUUCUCAUCACUGAGUGAAGCUCUUUUACAGGUAUUGGGUCCUUUAAAAAACACCAAUGUAGUAUUGUCUUCCAGUUUCUGGGUCUUAACUCUUUUCCAAGCACUCUGCUAAAGCUUUCUGUAUUAAGUUUGUAUAAUGAACUGUUCCCAAUAUAUACAAGACUUUGCAUUUUCUUGGUAUGUCUAGUACUUGUGAGGAAAGAGGAAGGACAACAGCAAUGUUUGCUACCUAACUGGUUUGUAUAAUGUUAUUACAAAGAACAUAUUGGACUCAAAUUCUAAUAUAUCGUUUGAAUUUCAA